AAAUCUAUUUUCAAGCGGUUCACAGCUCACCUGGAGAACUCAGUUUUAAUUGUUACCAUUUAAUGUCGAAAUGUAUGUCGAUAGAUGAAUUAAAUUGGAACAGCUCAAUGAUUAAAACACUGCGCAAUUAUUCACGGUAUCCGCCGAUCAACUAUGUUACAUUCAUACGUUCAUAGAAGGCUACAAGAAAUCCAACAUGGACGCUCCGUCGUGUUCCUACGACGCUUGUCAUACUAGGUUACUUUUGUCCGACAUUUCGACAUUUGCCCGCGAACGUGGAUGACGUAAUUCGGCAACAUGCCUGCAUGUUUUUCUCAAUAGUCAUUGAUAAAUAUGCUAUCUUUUUUUCGUAAGUUGUCAAUCGGGGGAAAGAUAAAGGAUGGUAUAUUACCCGAGAGAAUCAUGGAAACUGCGGAGGAUUUGUUGAUAGCGAAGGACCAUUUGAUAUUAAAGACGGAUACCGAAAUGAAGGAAUCCGUUUACGACCUCUUGAGGACAAUCAAAGAUCCGGAGAAACCACAAACUUUGGAACAGUUGGAUGUUGUCUACGAGGAUUGUGUCAGUGUCUGUCAUUGCACACCCGGGGGAGUUUCCGUGAUUCGUGUGGAGUUUAAUCCUACGGUGCCUCAUUGCUCUUUGGCGACUCUUAUAGGAUUAUGCAUCCGUGUCAAGCUGGAGCGUCAUUUGGCAGCGUUAUUUAAAUUAGACAUCUAUAUCAAGGAAGGUGCGCAUUCCACUGAACAAGAAAUAAACAAACAGAUCAAUGACAAGGAACGUAUAGCAGCUGCAAUGGAGAAUCCAAAUCUACGAGAAUUGGUGGAGAAGUGUAUAUUAGAGGAAGAUUACUAGUGUCUCAUAUAUACAUAUAUAUAUAUAUAUACACACACAUAUACAUAUACAUAAUUGUGAUAUGUAUACUGUUGGAUAUUCUAUCAGAGUGAAAUUCACUUUGUCGAGCGACUGUGUAAAUAAAUAAUAUAUAUUUUA
Harpegnathos saltator (Jerdon's jumping ant) is the source of this 987-nucleotide messenger RNA. RefSeq names its product cytosolic iron-sulfur assembly component galla-1 (gene galla-1). NCBI's taxonomy places the organism in Eukaryota, Metazoa, Arthropoda, Insecta, Hymenoptera, Formicidae. The coding region runs from base 334 to 849 and encodes 171 amino acids. The transcript is spliced from 3 exons. The record is from RefSeq and is a predicted model, not a curated record.